UGGAAAGAAGGUUUAGCCGUUAAUAAGCUUCCUGUCGAUCUUGACAUGCGAAAUGUGAAUUUCGAGAAGACCCACACGCACAUUUAGGCCGAAUUUCUUAUUCAAAAAGCUAUUUCUAUGGCAAAAUACCUUAUACAGAUAGUUACUGCUGGGGCCCAAGUUGUUGGAAGGGCUUUUGUCAGAGCUGUGCGAGAGGAACAUCAAGCUUACAAACAUGCUGCCAGUCGACAUGGAGGACAAUCAGGUUCUUCACAAUCUAAACAAGAAGCUAGAAAGGCUGCUAUUAAUGACACAUUUACUGGAAUGUCUUUACAGGAAGCCAGACAGAUAUUAAAUGUAAAAGAAGAUGUAGAUUAUGAAAGUCUAGUGAAGAAUUAUAGUCAUUUGUUUGAAGUCAAUGAUAAAAUUAAAGGAGGAUCACUAUAUAUACAAUCAAAGGUUGUGAGAGCAAAAGAAAGAUUAGAUAUGGAAAUGAAAGACAAAGACAAAGAUAUAAACACUGAAACUAAACGAAUAGAAACAGACAAUAAAAAAGAUAGUCAAGAUGGUCCUUCUUGACAAAAAUUAUUUUAGUGUAUAGUGAAUCUACAACAAUAAAGAAAAUGCCUUCCGUUCAGGAAAUUCUUAGAAAAUACCAUCGUUUGUUAUCAUAUAAACAAUUGUUGAUGAAUUUGUUCUUGAGUGAAUGGAAGGAUACAUUGUACAACAAACAUUAUCAUUAAAUCUGUAUGCAUAAGUUUGACAAAUAAAAAGGUACACACGUAGUCGA
This is a messenger RNA of Mytilus californianus (California mussel), 769 nucleotides long. Its product is annotated as mitochondrial import inner membrane translocase subunit tim16-B-like. NCBI's taxonomy places the organism in Eukaryota, Metazoa, Mollusca, Bivalvia, Mytilida, Mytilidae. Bases 118 to 558 code for a protein of 146 amino acids. The transcript has 4 exons. The record is from RefSeq and is a predicted model, not a curated record. Gene Ontology annotation, cellular component: TIM23 mitochondrial import inner membrane translocase complex. Gene Ontology annotation, biological process: protein import into mitochondrial matrix.